AUGGUCAAUUUAAGAAAACGCGAUAUAUUAGAACGUUAUCGUAGCCUACUUGAAAAUAAUCUUAUUUUUACUGAUGAUUUUCUUCAAUGGUUUAAAGAAAAAAGAGUUCUUCCUGAUUUUGUCUUUGAUGAUAUUAAAACUUUAUCAUCAUCAUAUGAAAGAAAUAAAAAAUUGCUUCAAAGUGUUAUUGAUAAUGGUGAUUUAGCCUUUACAAAAUUAGUUGAAGGUCUAAUUGCAAAUGGUCAACCAUUUUUAGGUGAACUUCUUGAAAGUGAAGAUAAAAAAGCAUCUGAUUCAACAGCAGAUGCAGCUGAACGAGUGGUUAUUGAUGAUGAUAUGCUAAGAAAAUGUCCUGGUAUUGAUAAAUUACGUUCUGAUACACGAGAUAAACUUAAAACAUAUCUUCAAACACAAUUAUUAAAAGUUCAUUUGAAUGAUACAUGGAAAUCUCAAAGUCAAUGUAAAUCAGUAGAAGUUAUAAACCUAAAACGACAACAUUAUGAAGCUCAACAUAAAUUAAUUGAAACAAUUGAAGAACAGAAACGUAAUAUUGCUGGUUUAAAAGAUUCACUUCGAAACGAACAAUUUGCUCAACAACGAAAAGAAGACGAACUACAAGAACUUCGUCAACAAGUAGGUCGACUUCAAUCAGAUUUCGAAAAUAAAUGGUCAAAUCAAACGAAAAUGGUCGAUGCAAAUAAUAGAAGUUUAUUUAAGAUGAAUGAUAAAAUGGCAAUACUUACCGAUUGGCUUGUUACUCUUGAUAGUAUCUUAAAAAUCAGUGUUUUACACACCGGUACACAAUACGAUUCGAUUGAACAGUUACAAAACAAACUUAGACGAUACACAAGUGAAAUUGAAUCUCUUCGAAUAAGAGGCAUCGGUACUGAUAAACUCAAAGAAGAAUUAUAUGAAGCACUUUAUACAAGUCGCUAUUUGCCAAUAGAAGAUCGAAAAAAUAAACCAUUUUAUGAUUUAUUAGUACAUUUCUAUGGUAUAAAUCAAGUUACUGAAUUAUCACGAAUAUGUACAAAAGAUGCUUUACAAUCGAAAUUAGAACGUGAUCAAACACAUGAAAUUCGAAUACGUGAUAUUAAAAUAGAUGAACUAAAUCGACUUAAUCGAGAGUUACAAGAUGAAAUUGAUCGUCUUAAAUCAAGAUCAACACCAUCUGUCGAACAACCAACAGUUAAAUCGAAUAAACCACAAUGGCAGCCAAUAACUUCUUCUGUUGCAGUAACAUCACGUGAAAAAACUAAAACUCGUCAAACAUUAAAACCAGUAUCUGUUCAAUUUAGUACAAAACCUGGAACUCAUUGA
This is a messenger RNA of Rotaria sp. Silwood2, 1320 nucleotides long. The record is from the annotation of a GenBank genome assembly. NCBI's taxonomy places the organism in Eukaryota, Metazoa, Rotifera, Eurotatoria, Philodinida, Philodinidae.